Messenger RNA from Coregonus clupeaformis (lake whitefish), 1324 nucleotides. Its product is annotated as zinc finger protein 3 homolog. The transcript is spliced from 3 exons. The record is from RefSeq and is a predicted model, not a curated record. Gene Ontology annotation, molecular function: DNA-binding transcription factor activity; RNA polymerase II cis-regulatory region sequence-specific DNA binding. Lineage: Eukaryota; Metazoa; Chordata; Actinopteri; Salmoniformes; Salmonidae. Gene Ontology annotation, biological process: regulation of transcription by RNA polymerase II. Bases 1 to 1023 code for a protein of 340 amino acids.
AUGGUACGGAAGUGGAGGAAGCAAGAAGAUGACCUGCGCCAACAACUGCCAAAAGAUUACCAAGAAAAGCUGGUCACUUUCCGCGCAUACUGCAAAAAGAAGAUCACUGAAAAGAAGAUCCGGCCAGAGCACAUCACCAACAUGGACGAGGUUCCACUCACCUUUGAUAUUCCCGUGAACCGCACUGUGGAGAAAACGGGGCCCAGUACGGUGUCUUCCGGUGCGCCUUAUAAUGCGGAAAAUACGGUACAUAGAAUCAGAACCAACCAGUGCUCUCAGCCUUUCUUUGCUGUAAAUCCAGACUGUUCUGCAGCUCAGAGUGAAAACAGUCAAAGUGUCAGUGGUAUGGAGACAGGAGGACCUCCACCAGGUUUUAAGCCGGUCAUAUCAAAGAGAACAAAGAUGAUGAAAGGACAAAGCUCCCAUAUCAAUACUAAGAAAUCCACAAAGUUGUCCCUCCUGAAAUCACCCAGUCAAAGUCAUGCUACUCCCUGUUGUUGUAAGGUGUGUGGCAAGUCUUUUCAUCACAUGGGUACAUUAAUUAAACACGUGCAAAUUCAUACAAAGGAUAAAGAAAGUAUUUGUGGUGUGUGUGGAAAAUGUUUUCAGUCCACAGAAAGUAUGACAGAUCACCUCCAACCUCACAUUGCAGAUAGGUUUUGUUGUCACGUUUGUGGUAAAGGGUUCACCUUAAACAGUAAUCUAAAAAGACACAUGCGGAGCCACACAAGAGAGAAACCAUAUGGCUGUCAUUAUUGUGGCCAAGGAUUCAGCACUGGCAGCACUCUGAAUAGACACAUUAGGAUUCACACAGGAGAGAAGCCAUUUUGCUGCCCUGAUUGUGGCAAAUCAUUCACUCAGAGUGGACAUCUAAAAAUACACAUGAGGACCCACACAGGGGAGAAAUCACAUAGCUGCCCUGAUUGUGGCAAAGGAUUCAGCAUUGCCAGUAAUCUGUCAGUGCACGUGAGGAUUCACACAGGAGAGAAAAGACAAAAGGAUUCAGCACUGGCACCAAUCUAAAAGUGCACAUGAGGACUCACAGGAGAGAGACCAUACUGAUGUCCUCAUAGUAGAAAAUGCAUUUCCCAAUCAGGUACAUUGAAUAACAAUCAAACACACCAAGGAAGGACUGUAAAUGUGUGAUACUGGCAGUAUUUUUCUAAAUGAUAGAACUCUGAUAAAGUAACAUGAAGAACAAUCACAAGAGGGAGAAAACAUGACAGUGUUCUGUUUGGGGAGAGGUCUGGAGACAGAAGAUUGAGAUGCACAUUGGACAGUGCCUUCAAAAAGUGUUCAUACCCCUUGACUAAUUCCACAUUUU